AUGUCAGGGAACUGGGAUGACAGUGAUAGCGAUGCUGAUGUCGUCGUCGUCGAGAAACCGCUUAUCCUUCCUCGAGCACGUCAGCCAUCUAUUGCCAAAAGUCUUGAGAAGGCUGCUAUUCUCGAAAGCUCUGUGGCGGGAUCUACAAAGGACACUGAUACUUCCUCAGAUGACGAUAGCGCAUCAGUUGGUAGUGCUGCAUCGGAGGAGUCCUUGGAGGCUGCCGAUGAGGUCCUUGCGCUCGACUUUGAUACAACCACUAGCAUGAAGAAGAUGAUAGCGCAGUUUGAGUGCGUGUAUCGAAACAUUAUUUCCGAGUUUGCUGACGUAGAAAUUUUCGUUAUUUCGCUAGACAGUCUAAUUGUUGAAUGUCUUGCACAUUCGUAUCACGACUGGACACUUGCGGGACAGUCGAUUGUUCUUACUAAACAGAUUGAUAGAUUUCUUCAACAGUUUGUAAAUUUUGGAGGAAAAUUUAAACUGGUGGUAUUCACCGAUUUUGCAUCGAUAUUCGCUCGUGAUACCACGCUCGGUUUCGCCCGUGCGACUGCUAUUGCUCAUGUGUCUACUGGUCCCUUUGCUAAGGAUUUGAUCUACUUCACUAGCCCAAUCGACCCUAACUGGGGACGCCUCCUACAUGACCUUACUCCAUCAUUUCUGAUGAUCUCCACUGAUAAUGUUACCAGAGAGGCAUGUGCACAGGAAGACUUGGAUAUCACUCCUCAGUUAGAAACUAUAGUGCUGGACGCCUUGUCACAAGCUGUCCCGGUUGUACUACUAACAUCGGUUGUUGUGAAUUUUUCGUCCGUCUUUGCAUACUACAUCAAUCCACGUCUCUGCAUCAAAUAUAACUGGGAUAGCUUUGCAGCAGCUCAUUGGGAAUGCAACAGUUUAUUACUGAAAAUGAGUACGUCACCAACUCAAGAUGCUUCCUCCAUUAAAUCUGUUGGAGAGCUUUGGGCUCAAAUAAUUAUUAAUGCGAAGAAAAGUGGCUCGGUUUCCGAACAUUUCGAAUCGCUCUGUUGUGCCGUGCUGUUGUCUAAUCUCAUCACCAACAAACGUGGCUCAUCACGCGUUUAUCUCCCGGAAAAAGAAGGAGCUAAGCGUGGAUUAGAUGUAAUAAAAGAUAGACGAUUGCUUUUGACAACAGCUACUUCGUACCUGGAGAAAUUAAACUUUGCGACAGUAAAGUUUACCUUCUCCGAAUUUUGGGAUGGUCGCAUGGUCAUCGGUUGUUUUGAUGCCAUUUGCGCCAAUGAUCCAGUUUUACCAUAUCGUAUUCAAGAAGAUUUUGCUCGAUUACAUACUGCCGCAUCUCUCACUAAACCUAUUCCUACUGACACUUCUGAAAAGUUGUUUGAUCCAUCACCAGAGGAACCAAAUCCAUUAGCAUCGCUUCCGAUUCUUUACAGUGCAAAGUCACCACUGGUGGACAAAUACAUUCCUGAAUUGAAAACUGCUCAUUCAGAUAAUAUUGUAGAGGAUGAGCAGCAAAAAGAUUAUGUUGCAAUCUUGCAAGAGAAGAUGGCUUGGAAACUGAGACCAAUCGAAGAGGACUUCACAAAGAAAGCUGAAGUUAUCACUGAUGAAUGGCAAAAGAAGAGAGCAAAUAAAUCGAGACAACAAAUGAGCAGAUGGUACGAAAUGUUUGCUAAUUCAUUGGAAGGGCGAGGAACAAAUCUGCUUGUGGAUUUCUCCCGAGUUCCAAAAGGACAUGCACUAGCGGAAGAUGCCAAAACUGACAAUACGACAAAGAAAGGUGGUAAAGCAUGGUCCGGACAAAAAGGUGGCGGUGGCGGAAAGAAAGGCGGAAAGGAACCUCCAAAGUCCAAAAAGGACUUGAUUCUCGAGGCAAAUAAGAAGGCUAAGGACGUUAAACUCAUUGAAGGCGAAAAGAAUAAAAUCAAGUUUGCAAUGCAACAGGGGAGAAAUGCGAUACAAUUCCUCGAGCGUUCUUAUGGCUCUCUAGAGUUACCGGAGUCUAGAGCAUUGUGUGCAUUCGAAAUUUUGAUUAGAGAAGGGCGAGAUUUGCUGGGACGCCUUACUGGACCAGAAAAUCUAGAAGCCAGACGAGUACAAGCAGUCACCCUUGUGGGCAAAUUGAAGGAUUGUCUCGUCACUCACUGGCAGCAUCUAGACUCAAAACAAAGAGAACAAGUGGUGGAUCUGUGGGCGACUCUAGGCUUCGAAGUGCCAGAUGGUAUGAAGGCGUCCGCUGAAGCGAAGAUGAAACGGCUAGAUUUGGGAAUGAAUAUGAUUUACUACCAACUGGAAUACGGUGGAGAGUUAAUAGAUAUUCAGUCGGAUCCUAGGAAGGAUGACCGUGUUACCGGUUUUGCACCAGAUGCAUGGCAGAGGAAAAUGCUUGACUCUGUGGAUCGCGGCAAUUCUGCUAUUAUUGUUGCACCAACCUCAGCUGGUAAAACUUUUGUUUCAUACUACUGCAUUGAAAAAGUGCUACGUCAAAGUGACGACGAUGUUGUGGUAUACGUAUCGCCUUCAAAAGCUCUGAUCAAUCAGGUCUGUGGAUCAGUGUACGCUCGAUUCCGAAAUAAGUCAAUGACAAGAGGAAAAUCUUUGUUCGGAACGCUGAAUCCGGAACAUGCUCUCAAUCCACUUGCUUGCCAGGUUUUAGUAACAGUACCAGAAUCACUCGAAGCACUCAUGCUGUCCACUAACCCGAAAGUGCAGGAGUUUGUAUCACACAUCAAAUAUGUAGUGUUUGACGAAGUGCAUUCAAUUGGUGCUUCUCCCGAAGCUCAUAUUUGGGAGCACUUGUUGCUUCUGAUCCAGUGUCCUUUCCUUGCGCUAUCGGCUACAAUUGGCAACGCAGCAAAGUUGCAUGCAUGGCUAGACAAUGCCGAGCAGAGCAAAACUGAUCGAAAGCGUAAGGUCGAUCUCAUUGUACACAAUGAGCGAUACUCUGAGCUUGAGCUGUCGAUCAUGCGUGUACCAAAACCACAGCCCAUUGAAGCUAUUAUCAACGACUUUGGUGACUCUUCAUCGUCUUCCUCUGAUUCCAUCGAAGGGGACAUAAUUGAACCGUUUAUGCCAUAUGGAGUGUUUAUGCCGGAGAAAAUCAGAAUGUUUGGAAUCCCAGACGAUCAACAACUCACUGCGCGUCAAAUUUUACAACUUUAUACUACCAUGGCUGCUGUGGAUGAGAAGACGAAGACCGAGUUUGAACCCUGUCACUAUUACGGCUACAAGGCUGGUGAACCUUUUUGGCUGUCACGUGCUGGGUUGCGAAAACUUGAGAAUGGCUUAAAACAGCGUUUACUACUGUGGUUAGCUGAAGAUGAAGAGAAGAUGAGAAGGGUUGUUGACAUACUUGCAAAACCUAUUAGUGAACAAUUACAACAUCGAGCAGUCCCAUUCAACAAGGAGAAGCUAGCAUUGGACAACAUCGUUCGGUUAGUUGAUGAGCUGAAUGAGAAGAAUAUGCUUCCGGCCAUGUGCUUUAAUGAUGAUAGAAAUGUAUGUGAAUCGCUUGCUCUUCGACUUUGUGAAGAACUCGAGGAAAGAGAAACGGAGUUUAUGAACAGCAAUGAGUUCAAGACGAAAUAUGCCAUCAAGGAUGAAGAUAAAUAUUCCAAACUAGCCAAGAGGAAGCGUGACAUGGCCGACAAGAAGAAAGGGGAAAAGAAUGAGGAGGAAGAUGAACCGAAGGAAACCGAAGAGGUUGACCCGUUUGCAGCUCAACGUGCAAAAUUGAAACAAGUCCUUUCAAAGUUCCGUCUUCGUGGACGAGGAGGAGGUGAUCAGGAUGUGUAUGACAAAAUGAUUGAAAGGAUGAAGAAAGGAUCAAAAGGACGAGAAAGUACGAGAACACUUUUGCGUUUAUUCGAGCGUGGAAUCGGCUAUCAUCACGGUGCCCUGAAUAACGCUGAGAAAGGUGCCGUUGAAGUUCUUUACAGAAGUGGACAUCUAGCAAUCAUUUUCACAACGUCAACUCUAGCUCUUGGUGUGAACAUGCCUUGUAAGACUGUAUUGUUUGGUGUUGAUACACCAUUCCUCACCCCUCUUCUGUUCCGUCAAAUGAGUGGUCGUGCAGGACGUCGAGGUUUCGAUCAUUCAGGAACUGUAUGCUUCAUGAGUGUUCCUACUAGCAAGAUGCGUCGAUUGUUGACGGCUUCGCUGUCAACUUUACAAGGAAAUCCUCCGUUUACCACUUCAUUCAUCCUUAGAACGCUUUCUUAUGUACACUCCAAGGAUGUAAUGACUGAGGAUCGUUCGGGACCAAUUUCAACAUUCCCUCAGAGGGCGAAGAGCGUGCUUUCUUUGCUACAACAUUCCUUCUCUCUAUUCACCCGACAUGAAGCGCAAAAUGGAACGCUACAAAAGCAACUACGCAUGUAUACAGCGUAUUCGAUCCAGUUGCUCAGGCAUUUACAGUUGCUUAGCGAUAAUUGCUGCGGGAAAAAUUUAGCUGGAUUAGCUGCUUCGUUAGCAGAAGUGAGUACAGGAGAACCAGGAAAUCUUGUAUUCAUCCAUCUCCUGCAGAGAGGUGCAUUCCAUCUAAUGAUCAGACAGACUCCCGAUAAAGCCAAAGCGAAACUCAAGAUGAUUAAUAUUCUGGCCAAUCUAUUUACCAGAGAGCGUUUACCUCACUGGUUCCAGUUGGACGACAAAAAUAGUUAUCCAGCCGAAUCACGUAACUUGAUUUUCCUUACUGGAUUGCCUAACGAGAUGCAGAAUCUUUUGGUCGAAUACAACAAUAUAGCUGUUGGUCUCUACCAGAAGUUCAUGGCUGCAUCGUCGGGCGACCGCAGUCUUAUCGCUCCUGAAUUCGCGGUUAGUCGUCAAGAACAGAAAGAUUUGUUCUUGAAUGAGGAUCUUGUGCCGCCUGUUUUUGAAGGGUACUCACACGACUCAUCCUUUAUGCCUGUAAUUAAUUUUGAUCAAAGAGAUCAUCGUGGAAGAAAGAUCUGGUACAACGCAUUUGCCGUAGCUUUUUAUGUACACGAGUCUCGGCAAAAAUUGUUGACAGUAAAUCGCAUUCGUGUCAGCCUCAUGUGGUAUCUCCUACAUGAUUUUAUUGCUGUCUUACAACGACUAGCCGAGGGUCUAGAGACCGUGGCGAGGCAACAGGAUCCUGUUGCAGAGCUGUUACGUGAAAUUUACAGCGAGUACUAUUCGAAAUUCUGCUCUGCUUUCGGCAUGAAAAACAAAAAUUAA
Molecule: messenger RNA, 5178 nt
Organism: Necator americanus (New World hookworm)
Lineage: Eukaryota; Metazoa; Nematoda; Chromadorea; Rhabditida; Ancylostomatidae
Exons: 40
Coding region: 1-5178 (1725 amino acids)
Cellular component (GO): cytoplasm
Molecular function (GO): ATP binding; nucleic acid binding
Source: RefSeq, a predicted model, not a curated record